UAUUCGUUACGUAGAGGCAGGUGCGCAAAAGCGAUACGUGCAGAACAGGUGAUACAUACAACCGAUGUCUCGUGAUUCGUAUUGUCGAAUCCUACGUUUUUAAUAACUUGCAAUCGUCAUUGAUAAAGAUUGCAUACAUCGAUGAAAAGCGAUUUCAAUAAAAUUGAAAUCAUGACAAACAACAGAUAAAAUCAUUUUCGAAAGGUGCUCCACGUACCUAUUAUAACUCCUUUAACUCUGACAAAGAAUGGCAUUUCCACCACUGGUUAGUUCUACGCCUCCACCACUUGAUAAUUUUGGGGAUUCUGAAGAAGAUGAAUUUGGAGAUUUUACUACCGGAGGCAUAGAUGGGCUAUCCGUAUCAUCGGAUUCACCACAGAAGCCAAUCACACCAAUUCAGACACCGCUAACAUCUCAAAAUCCUUCGCCAAAAGUAAAUGGUGUUCUAGAAAAUGAUAAUAAUCAAUCAAGCAUACAUGUGAAAACAACAGUUCCAGAAGAGUUUUUAAUACUUGAGAAAAUAGAUGAAACUAUAAGCAACAUUAAGCUAAAGACAAAAGAUGAAAAUAUUUACGAAUCGCACGAUAGGAAAAAGAAUGUAGAAAAUGCGAACAUAAGUAGUAGUAGUAGUAGUAGUAGUAGUAGCAGUAGUAAUAGUACUAGUAGUAGCAGCGAAGACGCCACGGAAAAAGGAGUUAAUUUAACUAGUGGGAGCAGUAGCUUUGGAGGAAGCGAACAAGAAACAUCUCCUAACCAUUUAGAAGAUAUAGAACCUUUAAGUCUAGAUUUAGGAGAUCCAUCUGCUGCUGCUGACACGGUGCAAUCGAUAGACGAUGAUUUUUAUGACUAUGAGCAAUUUGAGGAUUCUCAAAAUUGGGUUCCUAACAACGAAGAAUCCACAGGUGUUUCCAACACAGAUUAUUUUAAGUUUCAAGAACCUGAAAACAUUACAAAUAAUUUAAAUGCUUUAAACAAAGAUAUUAAUGUAAGUGAUAAGAAAGAUGUAAAUUUGAAAUUCGAACAGUCGGUUGAAGAAUCAAAAUUAGAUCAUUGUGUAGAAAAUGAAGAUGUGCCUACCGAAGAAAAUGUUUUUGAAUUCAAGGUGAAUGAUCCGAAAUUCAGCACUACUGAGAAUCCAGUUUUUCAUGAUUCUAGUAAUGAAACUUUCAAUGAAACUAUCAAUGAAAAUGAAAAUGAAAAUGAAAAUGAAACUGAAGUUGCCGAAGACUUGCACGAGUUCAUUGAAAAUGAAAAUAAUACAGUUGAAAAUAAUUUUUUAUCUUCUGCACCUUUAGCAAACGUUUCAAAUUGUCCGAGCGAAGAAUUCGCAGUAUUUGGAACUUCAGCUAAAACUUUCCAGCCAGAAUUUUCUAAUUGUUCAACUGUAGAAACAAAUGAGAAAAAAAAAGAAACAAUGGGGGAAGAUGAUGAUUUUGGUGAUUUUACGAACUUUGCGAAUCAAACGCAAUUUGAUGAAAAUGUCGAUGAAACGAAUGUACCUGAUAAAGAUGACGAUGAUGAUUUUGGUGACUUCAAUGACUUUGAAUCAGCUGUUGAACCAGCUGUUGAACCAGCUGUUGUAGAACAACCACAAUUUAGUUUGAAAGAGUCCAUUUGUCGGAUAGAAAAUAAAAAUGCUGCUAAUAAAAUAGAAGACAUAAUAACAACAAUGUUUUCAAUGGAUGCAAACCAACUGGAAAUUGAAGUGCAACCCUUGAUAAGCGAAACGGAUAAAGUCUGGAAAAGCAUAAAGAAUGUUGAAGAAACAAAUGCUUUAACAUAUCAAUGGGCAAACAGUAGCAGUAACAAAAUGCUAUUAAACUCCCUUGGCAUUGACUCUCGUAAUAUUUUGUUUGGGCCAAGGUGGAAUCCAAACGUUCCCAGAUUUGCUGCAAACCUUGGUUUUACUCCAUUAGAACCAAUCAAAGCCACAACUGACAUUCAAUCAGCUACUACUUCAAAUAUCAAUAAAACUCAAACUUCAACAAAUUCAGAAGAAGUACCUGCUGCUCAAUUUGAUUGGAAUAGUUCUGGGCUUGUUAAUCCUUUAGAAGCUAGUGGUGGGUUAUCCGCUCUUCUGCCUCUGGACUUUCUGUGUCCUUUCGAUCCUUUACUAACAUCCCACAACUCCAACAAUUCUGAAUCCUAUCGUCGACCAAGUAGCGCAAGGAAUCCUGCUAAUCACCAUAUCACCGAAAUGAAUAGGGAGAGAUGCAACUCUGUUUCCAAAGUGGAGACGAUAAAUCGUUUGGAAGGUGAUGGUUUGAAAUCACAGAAACGUUCACAAACGUCAAAGAUAAUCGAGCCACUACCAGCAGCUCCUCGUACAACAGAAUGGAAGAGAAAAGGGGACUUUGAGUCAGGACAAAAAGUGAGAAGCAGCACAGGUGGCCAGAGAAGUGUUCAAACGGAAAAGCAGUGCUUACCCAUGGAUAAGCAAUUCUUAACGAAUGAGAGGCAAUACGUGUCAGCUGAGAAGUCGUCAACUUUAGGAGAUAGCUAUCGUGGGAAGUCGAUGAACAAGAGAACAACCUCUGAACAUGUGGUGAUGGACAGAUUUGGUCGAGCCGUACCAAUCCAAGCGGAAACGGCAAGAGUAUUGAAUCGUUUGCCAGAUCUUUCGUUUCUCAGCGCUAGAACUUUAAUGCUCGAUAGAGAGCAGAAGCAACUUGCCUGUGAAAUGGGUAUCAUGAGUCGUAAGAUGCCUGGCUGAGUAACGUCGGUCUGAGCGCGAGUUUGAAAGGUCAGAACAUUCGAUAAAUCUCUGUCCUGUGGACGUAUCGACGAGGCAUAGAAACGAAGGAGAAAAGAUGUUCCGUUAACCUUUCAAAUCCGCGCUUGGACCGACCUUCGAUUCAAACUUUUUCCCCCCUUUGUAAACACUGACUGAUAAUGUAUUCUGUACUCUCUACUUCCCGUCGUGAAAUAAGGAUUCUGUAUGGAGUAUACGAGGUAGAAAAACGUCUAUCUUCUAUACUUAGAAAGAAAGAAAGAAAGAAAGAAAGAAAGAAAGAAAGAAAACAGACAGAAAAAAUAGGGACAAAACACUCCACAGUAAAGGUUAUUGUUUUUGCACGAUAAGAACAGUGAAAUAGAAUAUUGUUACUUCGUUCACGAAAUGGAGUCAUGGUCCUUUGUUGUGUAUAGUUAUAUAAAAUCGAAGUUUCUUUUAUUCAGUUUCACUGUUACUCACUUACUGAUAUAAACAUCACUUAAAACAUGUGAUAUUCAAUUUAUGUAUAUUAUUUGCUAAUAUGUUUUUUAAUUUUACUUUAUCUUUCCUUAUUUUCUUAGCUUUAAACGAGACGCGGACCAAUUUAUAGUUUAUCGUAUUGCGUAUAGUCAAGUAUUAAUUGACUUAACAGUAUUUAAAACGAUCAUCGUUUCAAUUGUAUUUUAUCUGAUUAUUAAUUGAAAUUAUGAUGAUAACAAGAGGUAGAUGGGUUACUGUCACUGUAUUAUUGUAUCUGGUAUUCGUAAAUAUUUAUAAUCGGCUAACAUCUUUCUUGUUUUUAUUAUUUCUAUUAAUGCCUCCAAAUUGUUUCAUUAAGAAUAUGUUACUAUAUAUUGAAACUAUUAAGUUCGUUGUUGAUCGAUGUGAUUUAAUACAAUGUGAUUUUAAGUGUUCAGCCAGUUAUUUAUGCAACCUAUAGGAUUUAUAAAAUUAUGUACUUAAUGUUUUAUACAAUUGACUCUAUUCCAUGAACAGGCACAAUGAUGUGCAAGUUAGUGGCGCAGCCAAAAAAUUUCUCAUGAAACCAUAUAAUGCCACACGAUGUAUAUACAUAUAACGUAUGCAAAUAAAUAAAUGUAUGUUACAAGUUACCCAUAUUUUUGGCUGGAAAAAGACUUUUAAAAAACAUUUGGAAACUCUUCUUAUAAUUAGAAAUUAGAAUGAUUAUACUUAGUCUCCAGUUUUCUUGUUUACUAAAAGUGCUACUUUAUACUUAAUUUUUACACAGUAUUAAAUAGCUAGAUUUUUACAACAGAAGAUUAACUCAUGGUCAGAAAGAUAUUUCUACAUCCUUUAGGUCUUUAUAAUGUAUUUUAAACAAAUCAUUGAAAAUGUGUAUUUUUAAUUUAUGUAAAAGGGGGGUAAUUACCAAUAAUAAUGAAUCAGUAACUA
Molecule: messenger RNA, 4126 nt
Organism: Osmia bicornis bicornis
Lineage: Eukaryota; Metazoa; Arthropoda; Insecta; Hymenoptera; Megachilidae
Gene: Afti
Product: aftiphilin
Exons: 8
Coding region: 248-2713 (821 amino acids)
Biological process (GO): intracellular transport
Cellular component (GO): trans-Golgi network membrane; AP-1 adaptor complex
Molecular function (GO): clathrin binding
Source: RefSeq, a predicted model, not a curated record